ACACACAUACACAAAAACAUCAUGGCAAAGUUGUCUAGGGCAAAUGGGAACAAAAAGAAUGGGUUGAAAUUCAAGAUAGUAGUAGAAAAGCUUCAAAAGAGUUUUCUACUGGGCAAGAGGUCACCCGCGAAUCAUUUUGACGAGUUCGACAACUCCGAGGAUGUGCCUAACGACGUUAAAGAAGGGCAUUUCGCGGUGAUGGCGGUGGACGACGACGACAAGCUCAAAAGAUUCAUCGUUCCGCUGAGUUGUUUGAGGAAUCCUUGUUUUUUAAGGCUGUUGGAAAAAGCUGCAGAGGAGUAUGGGUUUGAACAUGAAGGCGCACUCAUGCUUCCUUGCAGGUCAAGUGAGUUGGAGAAGAUUCUUGGCAAGCAAUAUAAUGGAAGAAUAGAAUGGAGUCCUCGUAACCUCGGAGUGUGGUUGAGUGGGAGGGACUCAUCCAUCCUUAAUCAAAUAUUAAGGGUUUGAUUAUUGAUUUGGGUAUGGAGCAAUUUUAAAUUUCUAAGUCAGUUGUCACUGUAUUUUACGGGGUGAAAACUCAGGACUACACAACAAAAAAUAGA
Messenger RNA from Ipomoea triloba (trilobed morning glory), 563 nucleotides. RefSeq names its product auxin-responsive protein SAUR50-like. Lineage: Eukaryota; Viridiplantae; Streptophyta; Magnoliopsida; Solanales; Convolvulaceae. The coding region runs from base 22 to 468 and encodes 148 amino acids. The record is from RefSeq and is a predicted model, not a curated record. The transcript has a single exon. Gene Ontology annotation, biological process: response to auxin.